AUGGCUCGUCCUUCGCAAGAACAAACGAGCGUGCCAUCACCAGCAUCCGGUCCUCCGCCAUCUUUGCCGACGCCCCAGACAGAGCAACCUCAUUCGGUGGUCACGAAAACGAAAGCUCCAGCAAAGACACCCCAAGAGGCACAGUCUCGCGUAUCGAAGGUGGACCGGACAAGUGCGGCUACGUCUCCGAAGGAAUCACAAGAGGAAUUGUACAGUAUCGUUAGCCAGGUUGGUGAGGGGACGUUUGGCAAGGUGUACAAAGCUCGUAACGCCCUGAAUGGCUUCCAUGUCGCCUUGAAGCGAAUACGCAUGGAGACCGAAAAGGACGGUUUUCCUGUUACUGCCAUGCGCGAGAUCAAACUCCUUCAGUCCCUGCGUCACGACAAUGUAGUCCAACUUCACGAGAUGAUGGUGUCAAACGGCUCUGUAUACAUGGUGUUCGAGUACAUGGACCAUGACUUGACUGGCAUCCUGUCACAGACCCAAUUUUUCUUCACCGACGCUCAUCUCAAGUCGCUCUGUCGUCAGAUGCUCGCCGGGCUCGCAUAUCUGCAUCACAAGGGUGUCAUCCAUCGCGAUAUCAAGGGCUCGAAUAUACUCGUCAACAGUCGCGGAGAGCUCAAGUUGGGCGAUUUUGGACUUGCUAGGUUUUACCAGAAGCGGCGCCAGAUGGAUUAUACGAACCGUGUCAUCACCCUUUGGUAUCGUCCGCCUGAACUGCUCUUGGGCACGACCGUUUAUGGGCCUGAGGUAGAUAUGUGGAGUGCCGGAUGCAUCAUGUUAGAACUGUUCACGAAGAAGCCCGUGUUUCAAGGCGAACAUGAAAUUCAUCAGCUGGAGGUCAUCUUCAGAAUCUUUGGUACCCCGACAGUUCAACGAUGGCAUGGACUCGUGGAUAUGCCGUGGUACGAGCUCGUCAAGCCGAAGGAGAUUAUUGAGAACCACUUUCGAGAUAUGUUUCGCAGAUGGUUAUCACCGGAGGCUAUCUUCCUUGCAGAAAAGCUUUUGGAUUAUGAUCCUGGAAGACGUAUUACGGCCGCACAGGCUCUCGAAUCACCAUACUUCAAGGACGAGGAGCCACGAGAAGCUAUUCCAGUCGGGCUUGCCGAUCUCGAAGGAGAGUGGCACGAGCUCGAGACCAAGCGCGAGCGGGCUAAGAAGCGUCGAAAGACGGACAGUAUCGCGCCUCAGUGA
Stereum hirsutum FP-91666 SS1 is the source of this 1194-nucleotide messenger RNA. RefSeq names its product Pkinase-domain-containing protein. Gene Ontology annotation, biological process: transcription elongation by RNA polymerase II; protein phosphorylation; positive regulation of transcription elongation by RNA polymerase II. The transcript is spliced from 5 exons. Bases 1 to 1194 code for a protein of 397 amino acids. Gene Ontology annotation, cellular component: cyclin/CDK positive transcription elongation factor complex; nucleus. Lineage: Eukaryota; Fungi; Basidiomycota; Agaricomycetes; Russulales; Stereaceae. Gene Ontology annotation, molecular function: ATP binding; cyclin binding; cyclin-dependent protein serine/threonine kinase activity. The record is from RefSeq and is a predicted model, not a curated record.